CCAUUUGUACCGCAUAGAGCCAUAUAGAUAGAUAGAACAAAUAUUGGCCACACACGAUGGCAUAGGGCACAAAGCAAUAGCACAACUGAUGCCAACUCUAGCAAAGAAAACCAAAAUUUUCAUCCUGAGUGCCUAUCGUUUUAAUUACUUGUCCUUGCUGCAGACCGCAUUGAGAUUUUGCCAAGUUUUCAUUAGCCAGCAACCGUAAGCUGUAUGUGCUUCGUAUAUCUGCAAUCAAAAUUAACAAAAGCUACACUUUGAACAUGACUCAACCACCCACUUUUCACCUCCUAAUUCUCUUGACAUUAUCUCUGUUUCUUCUCAAGAAAUGGCCUCAUUUUCUCUUGCAUUCUUCCCAGCAUUAUCUCAGUCACUUCCACAGCAAAAACUGGCUAGUUUCAGCUCCAUUCAAUGCUGUAAGAACCCAAAGGAAUCCACUGAAGUCUAUACGAAUGGGCAGGUUAGUUUUCCUGAAAGGAAUCCUCUUUUGUUGCACUCAACAAGAAUUCCACCACCUAGGCCUCGCCGGAUAAUACUUGUUCGACAUGGAGAAAGCGAAGGAAACGUUGAUGAAAGUGUGUACACAAGGGUUGCUGAUCCAAAGAUUGGACUUACUGAGAAAGGUAAGGCCCAAGCUGAAGAAUGUGGGAAAAGAAUCAGAGAAAUGAUUGAGAAAGAUGGAGUUAUUGAUUGGCAGGUUUACUUCUAUGUGUCGCCAUAUAAAAGAACUCUUCAGACAUUACAGAAUUUGGGUCGAGCUUUUGAGCGUCCAAGGAUUGCUGGCAUGAGAGAAGAACCUCGUUUAAGAGAACAGGAUUUUGGAAAUUUUCAGGAUAGAGAGAAGAUGCGAGUUGAGAAAGCUCUUAGAAUGCUCUAUGGUCGUUUCUUUUAUCGGUUUCCUGAUGGAGAAUCUGCAGCUGAUGUUUAUGAUCGAAUUACUGGAUUCAGAGAAACGCUGAGAGCAGACAUUGAUAUUGGACGAUUUCAGCCGCCAGGGGAAAGAAGUCCCAACAUGAACUUAGUGAUUGUGUCUCAUGGCCUCACAUUGCGAGUGUUUCUAAUGAGGUGGUACAAAUGGACUGUGGAGCAAUACGAGGCCCUCCACAACUUUGGCAAUGGAGGAAUGAUGGUUAUGGAAAAAGGUUAUGGCGGAAGGUACACCUUAUCAAUGCAUCACACAGAAGAAGAGCUAAGAAAGUUUGGAUUGACCGACGAAAUGCUGAUUGAUCAGGAAUGGCAAAAAACUGCAAGACUUGGCGAACUAAACUAUGAUUGCCCUACGAUGAAUUCUUUCUUCACCCAUUUCGAUGAUGAGGGCUGUAAAACAUGAUUCCUAGGAACAUGUAUUACUCAUCAACUCAGCGUCCUGCAGCGAGAAAAGCUGAACAACAUCAAAACAGGCUACAAUGCAUUGCAGAGUUGGCUAACAGCUCCAGAAGAGCAGACCAUUUUUCCGUGGUGAAACAUUUUAUAUUGUGUAAAAAAAGCCCAUGGAAGGUAGGCAUACUUUAGCAGAUCAUGGCUUAAGAUUUGUAUGCUUUAGAGAUCUUGGUUUGGAUUUGUCUAAUGCUGUGUAAAUCCUGCACAUAAGCAAAGGGAUGCCAACUUUGCCUUGUGCUUGGCAAGUCUCUCCCCUGUUAAUUUUACCUACUGGUGUUGGUAAACUUUUGUGUUAUCAGAUACAAGCAAUGAUUUUGGCUUGUAAGAGACUGCUGAGAUACUCAACUCAGUUAAAGAAGUGGCUAUAAAAAUGUUCUUUUUAUUUGAA
This is a messenger RNA of Ricinus communis (castor bean), 1768 nucleotides long. Its product is annotated as phosphoglycerate mutase-like protein AT74H. The transcript has 5 exons. Bases 329 to 1330 code for a protein of 333 amino acids. Lineage: Eukaryota; Viridiplantae; Streptophyta; Magnoliopsida; Malpighiales; Euphorbiaceae. Gene Ontology annotation, molecular function: phosphatase activity. The record is from RefSeq and is a predicted model, not a curated record.